GCAUCAACAUGCAUUGCUGUCCAGGCUUUCCCCCCUUCUAUAUAAACCUUCUCAAACCUCUUCAAACUCCAGAAAUCAUCACACUACAGUUUCACUUGAUUAUUCCUGACAGUAAAGAUGAUUCAAAUAAUCUUCCUCUUCUCCCUUCUCUUUCUUUCCGAAGCAGCCGUCCAGGACUUCUGCGUCGGGGACCUAACAGGCCCCGAAAGCCCUGCAGGAUACUCCUGCAAGAAGGCCGCGACCGUCACAGUCGAUGACUUCGUGUAUUCAGGCCUCAAGAUGGCUGGAAACACCACAAACAUCAUCAGUGCAGCCGUGACCCCUGCAUUUUCCACUCAGUUUCCUGGUGUAAACGGCCUUGGAAUCUCCAUGGCACGACUAGACCUUGCUCCUAACGGUGUCAUACCAAUGCACACUCAUCCUGGUGCAUCCGAAGUCCUGGUUGUCGUUCAAGGCGCCAUCCUUGCGGGCUUCAUUUCUUCGGCUAACGACGUUUAUGUGAAGAAACUCAAUAAAGGUGACAUUAUGGUCUUUCCUCAAGGCCUGUUACAUUUUCAGAUCAAUGCUCGUGGGAUACCGUCCAUUGCUUUUGUAAGCUUCAGUAGUCCGGUUCCUGGCCUCCAAAUCCUCGAUUUCGCGUUGUUUGCCAACAACUUGCCUUCGGCGCUGGUUGAGAAAACCACAUUCCUGGAUGAUGCUACCGUGAAGGCGCUUAAGGGUGUUCUUGGUGGAACCGGCUGAUUAGUUUGAGAAUUUGAAAACCAAGAAUUUGUUUUGUCUGUUUUCAGCUAUAGUAAUUAGUAUUACUUUUUGUUGUCAACCAGUUAGUUCCCUGAGCUCAAUGGUUAGUAGUGUCUUGUAUACCUUUGUAAUAAUCUUGUGAUUUAUAUUCAAUUUUUAUUUCAUGGCU
Messenger RNA from Daucus carota subsp. sativus, 910 nucleotides. Its product is annotated as auxin-binding protein ABP19a. Gene Ontology annotation, cellular component: cell wall. Lineage: Eukaryota; Viridiplantae; Streptophyta; Magnoliopsida; Apiales; Apiaceae. Bases 118 to 741 code for a protein of 207 amino acids. The transcript has a single exon. The record is from RefSeq and is a predicted model, not a curated record. Gene Ontology annotation, molecular function: manganese ion binding.